This is a messenger RNA of Lasiodiplodia theobromae, 1515 nucleotides long. RefSeq lists its product as uncharacterized. The record is from RefSeq and is a predicted model, not a curated record. NCBI's taxonomy places the organism in Eukaryota, Fungi, Ascomycota, Dothideomycetes, Botryosphaeriales, Botryosphaeriaceae. The coding region runs from base 1 to 1515 and encodes 504 amino acids. The transcript has a single exon.
AUGGGCCAAGUGGGAAUCUCUUAUGGAGUUCUCCAUCAUGGUCAAACAGUCCUUGCAAAGGGCUACGGGUAUCGUGAUGAAGAAAAGAAGAGACCGGCGGACGAAAAUACGCUUUACAACAUCGCAUCAUGCACCAAAGCUUUCACAGCUUCAGCUUGCACUCUUCUGGCUAACGAAGGACUAAUAGACCUUGAUGCCCCGGUACAGACUUACAUAUCGGAGUUGAAAGAAGAAAGAGCAACCCUCGUCGAUCUUCUGGCACACGAAACUGGCUAUGCACGACUUGAUAUGAGCUGGGUGGGCCAACGCAGCGAGGUACUUGUUUCGCACGACGAACUGAUCAAGAGAGUCAACUCAUUACCAAGAGUACGACCCUUGAGAUACGAGUGGCUUUAUAACAACUGGAUGUACGCUGUUGCCGGCGUCGUUAUCCAGAGAAGGAGCAAGGAAGCCAAUUACCUUGAAUUCAUGAAAAACCGUAUUCUCAAGGAGUAUGGCUUGGACAGAACUUGUAUCAAGCAAGAGGACAUACCAGACUCGAACAUCAGCCUGGCAUAUGCCGCAUCGAGGACAGCAAAGCCUAUCCGGAUAGCCGAGCCACCAUGGGAAGAAUCUCCUUUCACACCUGGCGGGGGCAUCCGGAGCUGCGUUUCUGACAUGCUAAAGUGGGGUCAACAGUUGCUGGAAGCCUACGCAUACGAAAGGAAGCAUCGCACCAUGUGCCGUCCUCCUAGUAUAUUUGACCCGCAGAUGAUUCUGCCACGAAACAUCUCAUAUGGCGAGCUGGAACGCUCCUAUGGGAUGGGAUUUAUGAGGCUGAUGCUUCCAUCGAGGCUGAGCAUUGGGGGCCGCAACAACGCCGUUGCCAGCGAUGUUCCAAUUCCACCUAUCGGCAACCCCAAUACUCACACGCUGGCACUAUCCCACUGUGGAGAGAACGCCGGUGCGUUGUCGUCCUUCGUCCUCAUCCCUGAGCUGGACACUGCCAUCGUGGUCCUCGGAAACACUACAGCCUUGGGAGAUGCCAACGAACUGAUCACCCAUGUGCUGGCAAGUCAGGUUGUCGAUCCCGACGCCACUGCGGCUGUGGAUUACGAGGCUCUGGCAGAGAGCCUCGCGGAGAGAUGCAAGCAUUGGCAUCAACGUGUUCUCGCAGAUCCUUUGAAAGAGCAUCAAGUGAGCGGCACAUCCCAUGGUCCACUUUACGAGUAUGCUGGCGCCUAUCGUGAACCGAAACUAGAGAUUCCCAUGAGCGUCAGCCUCGAAAAUGGCCAGCUGAUUCUCCACCAAGGAGGGAAGACGUCCCAAAGAUCGCCACUGCGCCAUUAUCACUACGAAACGUUCCAGUUCGUCACUGAGUCCUAUGACGAACAUAUGAGCUUGGGUAUGAUUGAUUACGAUGAUUGGCGUGUGAUGUUGGUGCAAUUCGAGAGGGACUUCCUGGGCGCCGUCAUUGGUCUGAAGUGGUGGCUCGAUGCAGAUCUUCCUCCCGCCUUUCUGCAGAAACAGGCUUGA